This is a messenger RNA of Fusarium graminearum PH-1, 1001 nucleotides long. RefSeq lists its product as uncharacterized. Bases 1 to 933 code for a protein of 310 amino acids. The transcript has 5 exons. Lineage: Eukaryota; Fungi; Ascomycota; Sordariomycetes; Hypocreales; Nectriaceae. The record is from RefSeq and is a predicted model, not a curated record.
AUGACUUUGACAAAGACCUUUCCGCCGCCCAAAGGGCAAACUGUGAUAGGAGUGUCAUUCACUCUCAUCGCAUUCGCAGCUGCGAUCAUUGGCUUCAGGAUUUACCACAGACUGAGGAUUCAGAAAGGAAGGCUUGUUCUCAGCGACUAUUUCAUGAUAUUAGCGUUAUGCGGAGCCAUCACUUGCGCCUCAUUCGAUGUGGUGUUUUGGCAGCGCGAUGUUCUUAGACCGAGAAUGAGUGUUGGAUUCGAAAACUACAAUCCUGGUGAAGAGCUUGUCGAGUUUAUUUACAAGAUUUUCCCUCCAUUUAUGGGAAGACGUCGCAGGGCACUCUGGGCCACCGUUUUCUACUGUGGUCUGGCUUAUACCAUCACUUUGUGCAUGCAGCUUUUCUCUUGUAUGCCACUUGAACGACACUGGGUUAUCAGCCGACCUAUCACCGCAUGCGACUGGAGAUGGCAGGGUGUUGUCUUCCAAGUCUCAUGGGCAUUGGCAUUUUUGGGCAGUCUUCUUGAAUUCUGGAGCGCACUUGAUGUCAACAUUGGCCUCAUCACCGCCUGCCUCCCUGCCCUUCGAAUCCUUCUCGGCCGCACCAGGACACCAGAUACUUACACAUUUGACGAGGCCAAGACUGCUCGCUCUUCUAGGGCAAUGGAACACCGCGAGCUAGAAGAAGUUCAAGAUUCCACAUACCUCGGCAUCAGCAAUACUGCUGGUCCGUCACGCUCCAACAGAGCUUCGAUGUACAGCGACAAGGGUCCACUGAGUCCCAUCAAGAUGCUUGAGCCCAAGCCUGAGCGCAGACCUGAGCGUAAGCCGCCUGGACCUGCAUGGAAGGAUUAUGAAGGAGAGGACAGUGAUCUCGAGCUAGAGAACAUCAACGUUGAGGCCCUCAAUAGAGAUCAGGCUCAAUCGUAUUGGUCGGUUCCUUGAGCUUUCCUUUUGUCAUUUACAUGUAUAUCAACACCAGCGUCGUGCUUUUAUAGAAUAGGGUAUUCACA